Ostreobium quekettii is the source of this 504-nucleotide messenger RNA. The record is from the annotation of a GenBank genome assembly. Lineage: Eukaryota; Viridiplantae; Chlorophyta; Ulvophyceae; Bryopsidales; Ostreobiaceae.
AUGGAACCCGAACCCGGCAGGGCGGACUUUAGCCUCGAGGGACGCCUUUGCUGGGACGACGUCGCGGCACGCAUCCGCGAAAACACCUACGAGAGUCUUAGGCGGCUGGGGCGAUCGGCCGAACGGGCGAAGAUGUACAAGGCCGGCAAGCAGGAGCUCCUGGAGGAAUUUGUGAGCAUUGUGGAUGCCAUCAAAAUCAACAAACUGGGCUUUUCAUACACGUUCACAGAUGGAGGCAAGAAGAUUGCUGCAGAUGCACAACCAAGUGACAGCCAAGUAAUUGCCUUUGCAGAGAAUGACUUUCCCUAUUCUUUAGAAGAUGGCAUUGAGCAUCAUGUCCUGUGGAGCACAGACUCGAUGAGUGAUCAACAAAUAUUGGAGGCAAUAGCACAGCACAGAGACGGGUGGGAAGCCAUCUGGUUUCGCAAUCCUGACGGCCUUUCUUCUGUACCAGGGGUUUGGCACGUCCAUGUGAUCUCUCGGAGGUUGUCCAAGCCUCUAUGA